Molecule: messenger RNA, 3497 nt
Organism: Cricetulus griseus (Chinese hamster)
Lineage: Eukaryota; Metazoa; Chordata; Mammalia; Rodentia; Cricetidae
Source: RefSeq, a predicted model, not a curated record
GGAGGUUAUUGACGGCUUCGCCAUAGCCAGCUUCAGCACCCUGGAGGCCCUGGAGAAGGAUAUGGCUCUGAAGCCACAUGAGCGGAAGGAGAAAUGGGAUCAACGCCUUGUCAAGAAGCCCCGAGAGUCAGAAAAUUGCCCAUCUGCUGAGCUGAGUGAAAACAGGCAGCCCCUGGAGGUGGGCAGUCCGGGGCAGGAUGCAGAGCCCACUUGUGAUGAAGGGACUAGGAAGGUCCCACUGCAGCCCUCCCAACAGAUGAAGGUCACCAUGGCCAGAGGGGGUGACCGGAACAGUGAUGAUGACAGCGUCCUUGAAGCUUCCAGCUCUCAGCAUAGCAGCUCCCGGGACCAGCUGAGCGAUAGCUCUGCACAGGCGGUUUCCGGGAGAGGCUACUCAUGCGACAGUGAGAGUGGCGUGGAUGACAAGGCAUCUGUGGGCUCUGAGAAGCUCUUUGCCCCGGCACCUGACAAAGGCUCUGGGAGAGGUGAGAAGUCAGAGGCCAAGGCGGGGACAGUGCCCAAGGUGUCAGGCCUGGAGCGCAGUCGUGAGCUCAGCACCGAGUCUUUCCUGCCUGCCACAGCACCUGCGCCCUCAGGACCUCCGCCAGGAGCUCCAGCCAGCCCCCUGGUGAAGAGGGAAGCCCCUAUAGUACCUCACCACCUUCCGCAGCCACAGCUCACCCAGCAGCAUCGCGGCUCACUCCCAACACACGUGCCUCUGUCUUUGGGCGCCUUCGUGGGCCCUGGCUCUGGCCAGGUGGCACCCAACAGCCUGCACCUGCACAGCCUCAGCAGGAGCAGCAGCACCGUCAGCGGCACCCCUCUGGGCCUGACGAAACACGUGACACUGUCGCCGCACGGCCCUGGCCCCCACCUGUCUACCUCACACCUGGCGCUCAGGUCCCAGGCGCAGCACCAGCACCACACCGCGGCAAUGUUCGCUGCUCCCCCAACACUGCCCCCGCCCCCGGCAUUGCCCGCCAGCAGCCUGGUCAUCCCAGGACACCCCGCCGAUGCCAGCCUGUUGAUCUCAUUCAACCAGCCAAUCAUGUAUUGCCAGCCUCAUUCGGGGAUUCUGAUUGAUCACGAACUGCUCAGGCAAGAGCUGAACACGCGGUUUCUGGUGCAGAACGCCGAGCGGCCUGGCGCCUCCCUGGGCCCGGGGGCUCUGCUGCGGGCCGAGUUCCACCAGCACACGCACCAGCACACGCACCAGCACACACACCAGCACACACACCAGCACCAACACACAUUUGCCCCCUUCGCGGGGCUGCCCCCGACGCCGCUCAUGCCGCCCACUGCACCCUCGCCGUUUGACAAAUUCUCACCCAAGCUGGACAGCCCCUACUUCCGACAUUCCAACACUUCAAACUCAAUCGAGAUAACGGGCCGGGCCAGUGCAGUUCACACUUUGCUGCAGAAAGCCCCUGGGGUGUCUGAUCCAUACCGGACAGCAGUCAGGAAACCAGGGAAGUGGUGUGCGGUACACGUGCAGAUCGCCUGGCAGAUCUACCACCAGCAGCAGAAGAUGAAGAUGCAGCUGGACCCCCACAAGCUGGAGGUUGGCACAAAGCUGGACCUGUUUAGCCGGCCCCCCGCCCCAGGCAUGUUCUCUGGGUUCCACUACCCACAGGAUCUGGCCCGGCCCCUCUUCUCCAGCACAGGUGCCACUCAUCCAACCGCCAACCCGUUUGGACCCUCAGCUCAUCAUGGCAGCUUCCUGCCCACUGGUCACCUGACAGACCCCUUCGGCAGAUCCAGCACCUUUGGAGGCUUGGGGAGCCUGAGCAGCCACGCUUUCGGAGGUCUGGGCAGCCAUGCAUUGACACCAGGGAGCAGCAUCUUUGCCCCCAAGGAGGGCACAGCUUUGCUUGGUCUGCCCAGCCCCCAUGACACCUGGAACCGGCUGCACCGGGCACCACCUUCCUUCCCUACUCCGCCCCCAUGGCCCAAGCCAGUGGAUACUGAGCGCUUCUCAGCCCUGACCAACCACGACCGAGAGCCUGACAAGGGCCAGGAAGAACAUGAUCGGGACCUCCUGGAGAAGACUCGCCUGCUGAGCCACGGCUCGCCUGCAGCACCAGUGGGCCACCCCAUCAGCAGCCUCUUGCAGCGGGGCCCAGGUGAGCUGGGUCGCCCUGGGAUCCUCACAGAGCGAGAGGCUGAACCUCGGAUCAAGGAGAGCCACUCACCUGGCAAAGAGGAUGGCGCCAAACUGGCUGUCCGACCUCCAUCGCCCUACUGCAAGGCAGCCCUGGGUGACUGCCUGCGCCUGGCAGGCCUGUUGGGUCGGGAGUCCGGGAAGCAGACACCUGAGAGGCCCCAGGGCGACGUGAAGGUAAAGGAGGAGCGCAGGGAAGAGGAGACACCGGGGGAAAAAUUUAGCUUUGUACCUUUCCCCCCACCCACACAGGUGACAAGCAUUUUUAAUGGUUUUGUAUUUUUCUUAAUUUUGUGCUCUGAAAUUUUAAAGAACAACAAAAAAAAAGAAUUUUUAGUUGGGAUUUACAGUUUCACUUCUCAGAUCCCAUUUGAGCCCCAGAGUUUGUCUUAUUUAUGGAAAGAAACGGUCUUUCUGUCCAGCGCACUGUGAGGCUCCGCACUCAGGCCCGGCUCUGGCCUCCCUUGGUACUUGGAACCGAAGUUACAGAUAUAUAUAUAUAUAUAUUAAAAUAAUAAUUAAUAAUAAUGUACAAAACUUUGAGUUUUCUGCCUUAUUCUAUUAUGCAUAGAUGUAAGAGGAUCUCUUUGGUUUGUUUUUUAGACAAAAAUGUAAAUAUUCUGUUGAUAUAAUUAUAAAACUUAUUAAAUUCUUAACCUGGACAGUCUAUAACAAGUUUCUAGAAACCCCUUUGGUUAUUUGUGUACAUGGCCACAAAAACCCACUCUGUGGCUGUCAGUUGUGAACACACUCAGCAGAGUAACUGCAGCGACUAUCCUUCAACUAUGCAAGCCUAGGAGGCAGGACGGGAUAUUUAGAGGGAGAAGUAUCUGGGCUUCCUAUCAGGAUGGUUGGAUCUCCCAGAGAGCCACACUUCCGGGCAUCUGCUUAGACUCACUGUGGACUUCAGGAUUGACUCUAGUUACAAGGACAAACCUGUGCCCAUGUGCUAAUCUCAGUGCAGUGUUCUCUGGAUCUGUGUAAGCCAGACAGAAUCUUAGAAGUUGGUUCCGAGAAAAAGAUCAGUUUUCUUCCUCCUACACCCACCAUCUGUCUGGGUGUUGCCCUCCCCACCCCCACUCCCAGCACUACCAUGUCCCUUUGCCUUUGGAUCUGCAGUCAUACCCUCUCAAGCUCUUCCCAUGUGUUGUCAGCUUGUCCUUUUUUGUUUCUUGACCACCACUCUUGUGCCGAAUCAACACUCAGCACCCCUGUCUGCUUUGUUCAGGUCCUCUCUCCUAGCCCUGUGUUUCCACUGUGGACUCCGGUUAUUUUCAACAGUCUGUUUUCAUGUCAAUCAACAGUGGUGAUAAAUACAGCCUUGAUUUGGAUGAAA